This is a messenger RNA of Phytomonas sp. EM1, 180 nucleotides long. NCBI's taxonomy places the organism in Eukaryota, Euglenozoa, Kinetoplastea, Trypanosomatida, Trypanosomatidae. The record is from the annotation of a GenBank genome assembly.
AUGCAACACGAAACAGGUCGCACUUCAUUUAAUCAUUACUUUUGCAUUCUAUGUAUCGAUAUGCAAAUAGACAUUCAUCGACCUGAAUACAUCCAUAUUAUGUUACCAUCUCAGAAACGGACAGAAUUUGGUUGUUUCGUUUUUGCUUCUCACAACCCGUAUGAUUCUUGGAAUAUCUGA